CCGGAGGAAUAUUGACAGAUCAAAGUGCUCCCGGGGUGGGGGGCAGGAGGGAGCCAGUCACCGGAGGGGUGGAGGCCUCCUCUGCGGUGGGUUAAGGGAAGAAGAGCCCGGAGGGGUCGGGCCCUCGCGCCCCCCCAGCGCCAGCAGAGAGCUGCCCCCCCGCGCCAUGGGUCAGGACUACGACGAUUUCCAGUCGCUGGAGGCGGACGAUGAGGCCUGUGCCCCGAGCGGGAGAGCGUUCCCCCCCCGGCACUGGGGCUGGCAGCGUCUCUGCGCCGCCCCCCGGCCGCUCCAAGCCCUGCUGGCGCUGUGCGUCGGGCUCAGCAUCGGGACCAUCGCGCUGGCCGUCAGCAACUCCAGGCUGGGCGCGGCGCAGCGGGGGACGCAGGGGGCGCUCGGCAGCGUGAACCAGAGCCUGAGCGCCGAGAUCGAGGGGCUGAGCCGGAGCGUGCACAUCCUGCAGGACAAACUGACCCAUGUGGCCCGGUCCCUGGAUGACGCAAAGGAAAAUUCAAUCCAAGCUCAGCAGCGGCUGGAGGAGCAGGUGGGGCUGCUGCGGGACUCCCUCAACUCGCUGAACUGCGACUUGAUCGAACUGAAAUCCAACGGGAGCCGGCCCGGGUGCUGCCCCAGGGGCUGGGGGCGCUUCGGGAACAGCUGCUACUGGUUCUCCAGCCAGCAGAAGACCUGGGAGGACUCGGACCUGUACUGCAAAGGCCAGAACGCCCACCUGCUCGUCAUCAACACGCGGGAGGAGCAGCUGUAUGUGCAGGAGCGGACGGUCCCGCUGUACACCUGGAUCGGGCUGACCGAUAAGAGCGGCCGGUGGCUGUGGGUCGACGGUUCCGUCUACACCAUGGACUCCCGGCAGUGGAGGGCAGGCCAGCCUGACGAAUACGAAGGCCACGGACUCGGGGGCGGGGAGGACUGCGCCCACCUGCACGACGACGGGCUCUGGAACGACGAACACUGCUCCCAGCGCUACCGCUGGGUGUGCGAGGAGGAGCUCAAGGGUUAAGGCCGGCCGGGGGGCGGAGCCAGGCCUGGGAAGCCAAUGUGGGGAGAGGGGGCGGGUUAGUGC
Molecule: messenger RNA, 1081 nt
Organism: Mauremys mutica (yellowpond turtle)
Lineage: Eukaryota; Metazoa; Chordata; Testudines; Geoemydidae
Gene: ASGR1
Product: asialoglycoprotein receptor 1
Exons: 9
Coding region: 167-1018 (283 amino acids)
Biological process (GO): biological process involved in interspecies interaction between organisms
Cellular component (GO): external side of plasma membrane
Molecular function (GO): fucose binding; D-mannose binding
Source: RefSeq, a predicted model, not a curated record